AGGCAAAGUUAAGCAACGGCCGCCGCGAAGUUUAACCUCCAAAGAAGCAGAAACAAUGGCGAAAGGCGACGAUAAUGUACAGAGGAAGAAGAAUAAGUUGACGAGGAAGAAGAUGAGUAGAAAGAACGAUUCCGCCACCGUAUCUGCUCGCAUCGCAGCCAUUAUCGCCGCCAAGAAACGCCGCAAGUCUGGCAAACGCAGCAUGUGUCAGGGAAUGUGUUUUAGUCUUCCUACACCUCAAGAUCCCUAUAAUGAAAGGCAAGGUAAAGCUGAUAUCACCAAAAAGAAGAAGAACAACAAGGUCAAGAGUAGAGAUAAGACGAUUAAAGAGGCUGGUGUUGAGAAGCCGAUUGGUCCAUCGAAGUUUCUGAUGUCUAACUUGAAUGAGAUAGAGAGCUCGUUUCGAAAAGAUAGCACAUACAGUGAACAGCAUGACAAGUUUUUGUUCACUAGCACUUGGGGAAUUGAGUUCUGGAAAUGUUUCUUAUCUGGGAAAGAUAUUCUAGAGACAAGUGGAAUGUCUUCCACCGUUGAACAGAUUGCGUGGAUUGUAUCAACUGCAGCCGAUGCUAUUGCUAAACGGGAGAAAGAUGAGGAGAAAAAUGAUGAGGUGGAGUGCAACAGCCCUUUUCUUUUGUACCUUGUGCCAUCUCAGUCCAAAGCAUCUCAGGUUCGAUCGGUUUGCAAGGCACUGAAAGGUAUUGGAAUUCACACAGUGAGCUUACACCAAGGAGCAUCACUAGAUCAUCAGAUUUCCGGAUUGAAAAGCGUCGAGCCUGAGUUUAUAGUUGCUACACCUGAGAGACUUUUGGAGAUUGUCAUCUCACAGGGAGUUGAUAUAUCUGGUGUUUCGUUGCUGGUCAUCGAUGAACUAGGUUCCCUUUGCAGUAGUGGUUAUCUAGAUGCUGUUAAAUCCAUUAAGCAGGCCAUUUCAAGCAAACACCAAUCGAUAGUUUUCAACGACAGUUUUAGUUCUACUAUUAUUCCAGCCAUCCAGGGUCUUUUGGGGAGAUCAAUUAACAAAGUUACUGCCAGUGAUUCUGUUGCCAGCCAAGGUUCUUGUAUUAUCCAGACUGUAAAUGUCUGCGCCUCGGAGGAACAAAAGCUAGAGAAGUUUGCAGAGCUUCUGGAUUCAUCUUCAUCGAAGAUAAUACACAUUGUUACAAAGGAGGAAAGUUUCAGAAAGAUAAGGGCUCUACUUAAGAUCAAGGGUAUCUCAGAGGUCAAAAAGAGCCGGAAACCUUUGGCGCACUUGAUUGAUAUCGAACAGUUGGAUACUACAGUUAUGAAGGACUUUGAAACAGUUCUACUUCCAGAUUUUUUCCCAUCAAUCGAAAUUUACACUCAGAUUCUGACAAGUAUGGCUAGAGAGAGCGUUCACGGGGAACUUCAAAGCUUUAUAACUGAAAAGGAUGCUGUGUCUUAUCAAGCUGAACCAUUGGUGAGUCUCCUGGAGGAUUGUGGUCAGAACGUGCCUGAUCCUUGGAAAAAUUUAUCUGUUGCUAUGUCUGAUUGAUCUCAGAUGUUAUCUCUAUAACAUUUUUGUUUUUUCCAUUGGUUAAAUCAGAAGUUUAAGCAGAAAAUUUUGGUUAAAUGAUCAAUUUGAUUGUAAGUUCCAACAAAGUUUUGUGCUAAUGAUUCCUUUUAAAAUUC
This is a messenger RNA of Capsella rubella, 1653 nucleotides long. RefSeq names its product DEAD-box ATP-dependent RNA helicase 40. Gene Ontology annotation, biological process: P-body assembly; cytoplasmic stress granule assembly. NCBI's taxonomy places the organism in Eukaryota, Viridiplantae, Streptophyta, Magnoliopsida, Brassicales, Brassicaceae. Bases 56 to 1516 code for a protein of 486 amino acids. Gene Ontology annotation, cellular component: cytoplasmic stress granule; P-body. The transcript is spliced from 7 exons. The record is from RefSeq and is a predicted model, not a curated record. Gene Ontology annotation, molecular function: mRNA binding; ATP binding.